Messenger RNA from Calidris pugnax (ruff), 727 nucleotides. RefSeq names its product avidin-like. NCBI's taxonomy places the organism in Eukaryota, Metazoa, Chordata, Aves, Charadriiformes, Scolopacidae. The coding region runs from base 86 to 523 and encodes 145 amino acids. The transcript is spliced from 4 exons. Gene Ontology annotation, molecular function: biotin binding. The record is from RefSeq and is a predicted model, not a curated record.
AUAAAAAGGUGAGGGCAGAGGCACACCGUCAGAGCCCUGCGAGGAGCACGUCCCCAGGCACCCCAGCUGUCUGCCCGCUGCAGAGAUGGUGCAAGCGACUCCCUUCCUCCUGCUGCUCAGCCUGGCCCUGGUGGCUCCCGGCCUCUGCGCAAGAAAGUGUGUGCUGACCGGGGACUGGAAAAAUGACCUGGGCUCCAACAUGACCAUCGAGACUCUGGAUGAAGGUGGCAAAUUCACUGGCACCUACAACACGGCAGUGAGUGACACAAGCAAGCCGAUCCAGCCGUCACCACUGGUGGGGUUUCAGCACGUCGUGACCGAGAGCAGGCAGCCCACCUUUGGUUUCACCGUCCAAUGGAACUUUACAGACUCCAUCACCGUCUUCACGGGCCAGUGCUUUGUGGAUGAGAAUGGAAAGGAGGUUUUGAAGACCAUGUGGCUCCUGCGGUACCAUGUGGACAACAUGAAGGAUGACUGGAAAGCCACCAGGGUCGGCACCAAUGUCUUCACCCGCCUGGAGUGACAGAAGGAGAGGGGGUGUCAGCACGGGGGUGCCCCUGCUGGUGGCAGGGCCUGUUGUGUGGGCACCUCUCCCUGCCCCACCACCUGCUUCUCCCAGUAAAGCUGUGCUGUAAACACAACCAACCAUGCGAACAAACCAACCAAACAGUGUGCCCUAGUGACUAUUUAACUAGCACAAUAAAUGCAUCUAACAAAUUCAUUGCAA